AUGCCUGCCUCUCAGACCCUGAUCGUCGGCGCCGGCGGUGCUGUCGGGAAGCGCCUCACCGCAGCCCUCGCCGCUCGCGGCUCCCGGGUCAUUGCCGCUGACCGGAUGCCGCAGCUCCCUGACUCCAUCACAAGCAUUGCCUCGGUCUGCGUCGGCGGCGUGGACGUGCGCGAUCAAGAGGCGCUCGAGCACGCCGACGCCGACACCACGGUGUGGAACCUGGCGGCGCCGCUCUCGGUGGAGACGGCUCUGGACCCGGCUGUUGCCGAGGCGGUCACGAUGGGCGGCAUGUCAAAGGUGCUCACGGCGAUGCGCGAGGUUGGCGCGAGGCGGAUCUGCUUUACCGAUUCCAUCGGCUCCUUUGGGGCGGAAGCCCCGCGGAGCGGCGCGACGGCGCGUUGGCUGACGGAAAAUCCCACCCAGGACCCAGGAUCCGACUAUGGCAGGCAGAAGCGCGGCUGCCGGGAGCUAAUGGCGGAGUUCGCGUCUGCAGCGGGUGGCGACCCACGGUUUGCGGUGCUACCCGGCGUGCUGCACAGCGAGGCGAUCUGGGGCAACGGUACCACCGAGUACGCUCUUGAUGCGCUCCUCGCGGCGUCCAAGGGGGAGCAGUACGAGUGCCCGGUCGAGCCCGACGUCACCUUGCCGAUGAUUUUUGUCGAUGACUUGAUGCGAGGGCUGCUAGCGCUGCAGGACGCAGAGGAGUCCGCGCUGCACGAGCCCGAGAAUGGGUACGCCAUGCCGGGGCUCUCCUUCUCGGCGGAGGAGCUCUUCGAGGAGAUCCGCCGCCACGUCCCCGACUUUGUGCCGACGACAAAGCUGGAUGAUAACAUGGCCAAGUUUGCACGGCUUUGGCCAGACACCCUCUCGACGACCGAGCCUCUCCGCGACCUCGGCUACGCGCCACAGGUGGCUGUGCCCAAGAUGGUGGAGACCUGCCUGGAGGCGCACGCGUAUCGCAAGAUGCGCGCUGAGGCUUUCUUUCGUGCCAUCGACGCCGACCGGAACGGCCUCCUCGACAAAACCGAGAUCAGCCACUUUAUGGUGACGCAUCUGAUCAAGGGGCGCGAGGAACGGGGAUGGCUCAUCCAGCGCGAGGAUCUGGUUGAGGAGAUGGCCAGUAAGGUGAUCACCGAGAUGGAUCUGAAUGGCGACAGCCUGGUCUCGUCCGAAGAGCUUUUCGAGUGGUGCCGAAGGAACACAUUCAAUGGGCUAGUGGAGCAGUUUGUCCAGGAGAGGGCGUAG
Molecule: messenger RNA, 1245 nt
Organism: Emiliania huxleyi CCMP1516
Lineage: Eukaryota; Haptophyta; Isochrysidales; Noelaerhabdaceae
Product: putative L-threonine 3-dehydrogenase
Exons: 5
Coding region: 1-1245 (414 amino acids)
Biological process (GO): L-threonine catabolic process
Molecular function (GO): L-threonine 3-dehydrogenase activity; calcium ion binding
Source: RefSeq, a predicted model, not a curated record